AUGGUUGUCCUGGUCCGGAAUGGUGAAGCUUCGCCCCCCUGGCUGACAAAGCAACAGCUGCUGAAUGACUAUCGUGGCGCAUAUACCACGGCGCGAACUGUGGGCCGAAAGGCGAUUUUCGAGUUGUCGAUGCACUGCGAACGGCUGCUGGACACGGCGAUAGCAGUUCUACGGCCUCGGCCCGGCGAAGUUGAGGAGAAGGCCCUGGUUUUCCUUGAGGGCGGCACAAAGGCUCUGCGGCCCGAAUUGGUGCGCGAGUGCCUGGUGGCCUUGACGUACCUCGAGGCUCUCGAGGCUCACGAGGCUCAGGACAGUGAGAUGGACUACCAGGUGGCAACCUUGGCGUGUCAAUGCUGCUCACAUGUGACACGGUCGGGGAGCACGCGCCCGACAGGGGCUUCGAUGUCUUCACAUUGUGCAGAAGCCAUGGUCAAGGUCGCAGCACAUCCCGCUGAGCGGAGGAGCCCGACCAUCAAGGAUGUCCAGUGGGUGCAGGAUCGCCAGCACCUCGAGCAGAUUCAGAAGGAAGCCGGAGUCAACGAGGUGAUCAUGAGCGAUUCCGAUGGCUGCAUCACGGAAGGCCUGCAUACAAACUUCUUCGUGGCGCUGGCUGACGGCAGCUUGUCGCCGCAGACGGCCUCAAAGAAGCGGGUGCUUGCUGGCACCGUGCGCAAGGUCGUGCUCGAUGUGGCGAGCGAGCAGGGGCUGGUGGUCAGGUUCGAGUGCCCGAGCCUUGCAGAGGCGAAGCUCUGGGAGAGUUGCUUCAUUUGCUCCACUUCUCGCUUGGUGAAGCCCGUGUGCGAGCUCACGAUGCCAGAGGGCACAAGGCGCACGAACAGCACAGGGGAGCAGUGGUUCCUGGUUCCUUGA
Molecule: messenger RNA, 870 nt
Organism: Symbiodinium natans
Lineage: Eukaryota; Dinophyceae; Suessiales; Symbiodiniaceae
Source: the annotation of a GenBank genome assembly